Lepisosteus oculatus (spotted gar) is the source of this 2851-nucleotide messenger RNA. Its product is annotated as zinc finger protein 345-like. The record is from RefSeq and is a predicted model, not a curated record. Gene Ontology annotation, biological process: regulation of transcription by RNA polymerase II. Gene Ontology annotation, molecular function: RNA polymerase II cis-regulatory region sequence-specific DNA binding; DNA-binding transcription repressor activity, RNA polymerase II-specific. Lineage: Eukaryota; Metazoa; Chordata; Actinopteri; Semionotiformes; Lepisosteidae. Gene Ontology annotation, cellular component: nucleoplasm.
CGUCCGAGGGUACGAAGAUGAAAUCUAUUUGAAAAUACAAGUCAACACGAGACUUAACAGGGGUUUUCGCCAUAGUCAACAAAUCGUGAAUAAAGACCGAUUUCUUCUCGGAAAGGAGACGAUGAGCUCCUGUUUUAAGAAACGACGGGAUCGAUUCGCUACCAGCUACGCACCGGUCUAGAUGGAUAAUCCCAUUCCCGGGUAUCGCUUUUCUCAUCUUUCACAUCGGAAAUGUUUUACUCGACUUUAAAUGAAAAUAAACGACACGUUAGAGAGGCACGAAUGAACUGUUGGCGGUGCUCCGUUUCGGGAAGCGCUGUACUUCCAAGACAUCACUGAGGUCGGACACCCCCCCUUCUUCCAGCUUCGGAAAACAGCCGAAUAGUUCCGGAAGUCCCCGAACGGCGGCGGCGGCCGCUCUCGGCUGGCUCCGGCCGAGAAAGAGGUCUGCGAGGAGAGGAGUGAGUCAGCUUUCCAAAUCUGUGCCGCCAGGCGCUGCGUGGCGAGUGGCGGUGGUGAUUUCCUGCCCGGCCGGGAGAUCGUGCGGACGCCUGCGUGGUGACAUCGGUCUUCGUUUUAAAGAAAAGCAGAACCUGUACGCCCUCACUGGAAGAUAGGCUGCGGACAGCGAGCACGGAACGGCGGAGAGAGCGCACCCAGCCCGGGGUACGGUCAGACCUGAGCCGCCGGGGAAGCGAGCGGAGUUGCCCGUUACCUCUGGCUGACCGAUCGCCGAGCUCCUCCGCUGUCGGAGGAUCAGCAGGGAAAAGGGGUCGUUUGUAGACCGAUCGGUGCCAGACGGGCUACGGUGGAUGUGAGGCUGAGCGGUGCAGAGGUCUGCAGCUGUACCAGGGCACGCAAGGCUAUCCUCCAGGGGGCAGCGUUCUAGCUACCACUGUAAGAAAGGGCUCCCCGAGAGGAGGGACACGGGGGCCGACGCCCCGCUGGACUCCGGAGCGACAGGGGCUCGGCGCGCAUGGCGGAGCUGGGGGCCGGGGAUCCCGGUCGCUGUCCCGCUGCCGUCGCGGGACCCGGGUGUGCCGCGCAGGGAUCUGAUCGGCGACAGCCCGGAUCUCUGCUGAGGCCCGAGCAAAUUAAGACAGAGCCCGACAGGCUGGAAUGGGACGGCCCGGGUCAGCACGCUGGCCCGCUGCUCCUCUGCGGCGUGGGACACCACCAGCUGGAGUUCGGACUCUCUUGCCCGCCCGUGAAAACGGAGCUGGACGCCCCAGAGUGGCAUCAGCCGGCGAAUCCCGGGAUAGAGGCGUUUGUUGGAAAGACUGAGGCUGUAAAGGAAGAGCCCUGGGGGCUCAAACACGAGCACGAGCCCCCCGUGUUCUGUGAGCUGAAGCCCGCCGACCCGCUGGCGCUGGAACACUACAAACUGGAGCCCGACAGCGGCGGGCCGGAGGGCGCAGCUGAACAGAAGGGGCUCAGCGUGUGGGAUCUGGGCGGGGUGAAGGGCGAGGGCCCCUCCGCGCCUGUUGGCCUCCAGCCCCCGGCCGCGGCCCCUUCGCCGCCGCCGCCCGGCCCCGUGGAGCCCGCCGCGGACAAGCGGAAACGGCGCCACGCCUGCCCCCAGUGCGGGAAGGACUUCUGCAGCGUCUACAGCCUCAAACGGCACCAGCAGCUGCACGCGCGGGUGGGGCGGGCCUGCUGCGGCAAGACCUUCCGGUCGGACGAGACCUUCGAGAAGCACCGGCUGUCCCACACCGUGGAGAGGCCCUACCGCUGCGAGCAGUGCGCCAAGGGCUUCCGCACGGCCCGGGACCUGAAAUCCCACGGCUGGCGCCACGCCACCCAGAAGCCCUACGCCUGCGAGCAGUGCGGCAAGAGCUUCGGCCUCGCCAACGAGUUCCGCAAGCACCAGCGCGUCCACACGGGCGAGCGGCCCUACCGCUGCGCCCACUGCGGCAGGGGCUUCGUGCAGUCCUCGGUGCUGAAGAACCACCAGCGCAUCCACACGGGGGAGAAGCCCUACCGCUGCGCCCGGUGCGGCGAGCGCUUCGGCUACACGGCCCAGCUCCGCCUGCACGAGCGCCUGCACACGGGCGAGCGCCCCCACUGCUGCGCCCAGUGCGGCAAGAGCUUCAGCCAGGCCAGUUCGCUCAAGUCGCACCAGCGCAUCCACACGGGCGAGCGGCCCUACUGCUGCGCCCAGUGCGGGAAGUGCUUCAACCAGCAGGCGCACCUGAGGAAGCACCAGCGCAUCCACACGGGCCAGCGGCCCUACGCCUGCCCGCAGUGCGGGAAGAGCUUCAACAGCUCGGGGCACCUCAAGCUGCACCUGCGCAUCCACACGGGGGAGAAGCCCUACUGCUGCGCCCAGUGCGGCAAGAGCUUCACCACGGCAGACAACCUGAAGAUCCACCGGCGCAUCCACACGGGCGAGCGGCCCUACUGCUGCCCGCUGUGCGGCAAGAGCUUCAGCACGGCGGACAACCUCAAGACCCACCGGCGCGUGCACACGGGCGAGCGGCCCUACGUCUGCCCGCAGUGCGGCAAGAGCUUCGUCACCUCGGACAACCUGAAGAUCCACCGGCGGGUGCACACGGGCGAGCGGCCCUACGUCUGCCCGCAGUGCGACACCCGCUUCAGCCACUCGGGGGCGCUGCGGAGCCACCAGCGCAUCCACACGGGGGAGCGGCCCUACUGCUGCCCGCACUGCGGGCGGAGCUUCACCCAGGGCACGCACCUGAAGAAGCACCUGCAGGUGCACGGGAGAAAGAGGCCGGAGGGGAACCCGGCACCGUCCUGAUUUUAGUUCCUCCCCUCCCCCCCACCUGCAGGGGAAAAAUGGAGGGCAGGCCCAGGACAGUUCCAGGGGUGUGGGGGGGGAUUGUGGUUUAGG